UUGUCUUAUUAUAUAAAUAUAAGGAAGAUUUAUGGUUACUACACUGGAAAUGAAGAUUUUUGUGACAUGACUGAAAUCCUCUGGAAAAAAGAACUUGUGAACUGAUUACAAUGGAAAGGCUCGUUUUCUAUCUGCUGAUGCUUGGCAGUUUGGUAAAAGCUCAUAGCUGCCCUGGACGGUGCAUCUGUCAAAAUAUUUCUCCCACCCUGACUAUGCUGUGUGCCAAAACUGGACUUCUCUUUGUACCACCAACAAUUGACAGGAGAACAGUAGAACUUAGGCUUACAGAUAAUUUUAUAACGAUUAUCCGUAAAAAAGACUUUGUUAAUAUGACUAGUCUUGUUCAUCUCACUCUUUCAAGGAACACAAUCAGCCAAAUUAUGCCGAAUGCAUUUAUAGAUUUGAAGUUUCUUCGCGCUUUGCACAUGGACAGCAACAGGCUCACUGUCCUUAAAACUGAACAUUUCAGGGGGUUGGGAAACCUCCGCCAUCUAAUAUUGGGGAACAACCAAAUCCACUACAUUGAAUCAAACUGUUUUGAUGAAUUCUUAGCAAAUAUUGAGGACUUAGAUUUAUCUUAUAAUAACCUAGAGACAUUGCCCUGGGAAGCCAUUGGGAGGAUGGUGAAUAUGAACACUCUAACACUUGACCAUAACCUGAUUGACCAUAUCUCAGAGGGUACUUUUACUAUGUUACAGAAACUUGCCCGUUUGGAUAUGACAUCAAACAGACUUCAAAAACUUCCACCUGACAAUUUGUUCUUAAAAGCCCAAGUACAAGCUAAUGCCAGGGGUUCUCAUUCCUCAUCACUGACCGUUAGCUUUGGUGGGAAUCCGUUACACUGCAACUGUGAGAUGUUGUGGCUAAGGCGCCUUACAAGGGAAGAUGACUUAGAGACCUGUGCAUCCCCUGACCAUUUGAUGGACAGAUACUUUUGGUCAAUCCCAGAAGAUGAAUUCCUCUGUGAACCUCCAUUAAUUACACGACAUUAUGCCUCCAAGGCAUUUAUCAUGGAAGGCCAAGGAGUGGUCUUGAAAUGUAAAGCUGUAGGUGAUCCUGAACCUUCUAUUCACUGGAUUGCUCCAGAUGGAAAAAUGAUGAACAAUACCACCAGGACAAUUAUUUAUGACAAUGGAACCUUAGAUAUAAUAAUAACUACACUUAAGGAUAAUGGAAUUUUCACGUGUAUAGCCUCAAAUGCUGCAGGGGAAGCCACAGAAGGAAUUGAAGUAAAUAUUAUUCCUCUUCCUCUUUUCAUCAAUAAUACCAAUCGUCAGAGAGAACCUGAUCCCGGCUCUUCGGACAUCACUACUUCUAUGAAAUCAGGGUCUAAUGACACCAAGAAUCAUCUAGAUAGGAAAAUUGUAGCAGCAGAGCUGACCUCAACUUCAGCUGUCAUCCAGUGGCCAUCUGAGCGUCAUAUUCCCGGAAUUCGUAUGUACCAGAUCCAGUACAACAGUUCUUCAGAUGACACAUUAGUAUACAGGAUGAUUCCAUCAACAAGCAGAGCAUUCAUGGUGAAUGAUCUAGCUGCAGGGCGUGAUUAUGAUCUCUGUGUUCUAGCUGUAUAUGAUGAUGGAAUUACAUCCCUGACUGCCACAAGAAUUGUUGGCUGUGUGCAAUUUACCACAGAAAAUGAAAAUACCCAAUGUCAGUCUAUCCAUACGCAGUUUCUUGGAGGAACUAUGAUCAUUAUAAUUGGAGGAAUAAUUGUAGCAUCAGUCCUAGUCUUUAUUAUUAUUUUAAUGAUACGAUACAAGGUGUACAACAAUCAGGAGGAACAUAAAAAGGCAAAAGUCAGCAAUGUGUAUUCUCAGACAAAUGGGAAUAAUUCUGGAGCAGUACCGCCCUCCACUUCAAAGAUGGUAGUAGACAAGUCAGGUCCUGCACAAGAGAUGUUCAUGAUGACUCCCAAAAACUCGUCUACAGUAGCUGUAAAAGUAGAUUGUGAGCAGUCUGGAUCUUCUUGUAAAAUACCCAUCACCAAUAAGGAUGCUACAGCAGAUGGAGGAAAGGAAAAGAAAAAGAAAGGAGGUAGUGCUGAAUUUCACACAACCGCCCUGCUAUCCUCUGAAGAAGCUGCAACGGACAGUAGUUUAGCUGGAUCAUCUAUGUCAUUAUGCCUCAUUGGUACCAGUACUGAAACACCUGUUUUGAGGGACAAACAAAGCAGACUCAGCAAUGUGGCUAUUUUUUCUCGUGACAUUUCAAGAACUCACCAUCAUAGGUUUUCCUUUGAUGGGGAUUAUUCUCUUUUUCAAAGUCACAGUUACCCGCGUAGGGCAAGGACAAGGAGACAUAUGUCCACUUCCCAACUGAACACUGAGGAGAACUCUCUGAGUAAUAAACGGGUAACAUUCAGUAGCACAGAGUGGAUGCUAGAAAGCACUGUUUGAGUACAGCUGGCCAAACAUUUCAGAAGGGCUUCUUGCCAGUCGCUUAUGUACUUUUCCUGACAUGAUGGUUAAAUAUUGUUUUCCAGAAAACAAACUAUAAGGAGUUUGGUUUCAAGCAACACUGACAUGCAGCAGUGCCUUAAACCAUCAUAAAGAAAAAUACAGGAGAAGCUACUGAUUUUGUAAAUUUUGGCCUGCAUAUUUGCAACCUGAAAAGUCACAGAUGAGCCUAACAUCAAAUGAGUAAGAUGUGUUUUAGUCUUAACUGUUAGUUCCUUUCUUAAAUCAGUACAUUGGGUUUUAGCUUGGCAUGUCUGAAAGAAGAGCUAUUCAGACAUGAGAUGAAAUACUGAUGAUUAUAAAUUUGUCUAAAACUAAGAUGAAGGUCAUGUCUAGGACCAAGGUAUCACAAGAAGGUUGACAUGAAGUGCAGAUCUUAUGCAGCUGUACAGACCUGUUUAAGGGAAUAAGAAACACUUCAGAUUGUCCAAUUAGCCCCUUUUUUUGUGACUUCAUCCUGUUUCCAUUUCCAUAUUUAUUGUAUCUGGCUGGUCUAGAUAAGUUUCUGUGUAUGUGGUCUCAUUCUGAAGAUGUUAUGCCUUUCUUGUUUCUCUUUAUCAUGACUUUUUUAUGGAAAUUGAGUGCUGUCCACACAUUUUUUUAUAUUUAAAAUCCAUGUCAUCACACUGUUUUUCUCAGUUCUCUUUACAUUGAAAGUGAAUACAGUUUGGAAUCCUUUCAUUAUACUCAACUAAAUGUAUAUGUUCACAUAGGGUCCAGGAAUAAAAAAAAAACUAGCACAUUAAGAACUGUAUAGAUAAUAUUAUCUUUUACACAGGAUCUGCAGUAUUUGCCCAUAUGAUUAUAUGAUACAGUAUUAACAUUUAUACAGUAGUGUUAUUUUACUCUAGCUCUUGAUUUGGGGAGUAUUCGACACAGUAAAUAAUUACAUACAAGAACUUACUUCUGCUGAUUACUAACCUGUGCAAACUGAAAAAUGAGUUAUUGGGAAAAGAGUCAUUUGAAACUUCUUACAGUUGUAUACAGUCCUCACUUGUAAUUUCCAAAAGUAAAUCAUUUUCCUUGCUGACCGUCUUUUUGUUACUUCAGUAAAAUGUUUCUGAAACACCUGUGUUGUUUUCUUCAUUUUAAGAUAGACAGAUAUGACCAUAACAUUUGUGAAGUCCAGUUUUUUUGUUUUUCUUGGGAUUAUUUCAAUGAUUUAUCAUUGGCUAACACUGAAUAGUUUUGCUUAAUUGGUACUACUUUGUGUCCAAGAGAUCCUGCAAUUUGUUUUCCUCUGCAUUCUGGCACUAGUCAUUUGUACUUCAACUACUCUUAGCAUUUUCACAUCUAAUAAUUUUAAAUAACAAGAACAUGUUUUACAGUUAAUUAAACAUAGCCCAAGUGUACUGUUUAGUGAUAAUCAAUAAAUGUAUGAGAUGUAUAAACAGAAAUCAUUGUAAUAUUUUAAACGGUUGUCUUGCAUUUGCUUUCAUGCUCCAUAUAGAAUUAUAUACUGAAUCAUUUAUUAACAAGCUUAUCUUUUCUGUUCUCAGUGUUACAGUUCCCAUGUCAGUUAAUUUCAGACCUAAUAUUGUCUAGUUAUGGUAUAGACAGUUGUUGGACAUCAGAAAGGGAUGUUUUUCAUUAGAUUAUUGUUGCAGUAGCCUAAGCUGUAUGGGAUUUAUAAUGCCAGGAAUCAGAUUACUGGUCUGUAUCCAAAGCUUCGCAGCUGCUUCCACACUGGAAGAGGCAGUAGAGCUUGUUGGGUUAAAAAUAAAUGCAUAAGUACCAAAGUUCAAAAAUGUCAUGCCUUUCAGGCCCAAAGCUGUCUAUAGCUUCUUUAGUGGUUCUUUAAUCAGCUAGUGUUGAAAAAUUGGGCAUACGAGUACCCCAUUAUUGACUUUCCUUCCCUUUUUCAAUGAGAAUUAUUGUUGUUUUUGGAUUAUGUCUGAGAGAAAGGGGAAAUACUUUUGUGAUGUGAAAUGUCUUAUAGAAUCUCACAUAUAGCCUGUAUUUUCAUGUUAGCUAAGGAACAUGACAUCCAGUGUCAUGCUCCAUUUGUCUUUCUUUCAAACCUAAGACCCUUAUGAGUUGGCUUAAUUCCCCCAAGUUUUAGUCAAGAACCAAUAUCUUAAAACUCUUUUAUGGCCCACUUAUACUGUCUGAUGCCAAGUCCUCAGACAUCCCUCCUUAGGUCAUCAAGAAAAGUUAAGUUAUUACAGUGGGUUCUUCCAUACCAUUUUUCACAUUCUGUCUUUCCUGGUCCUCAGCAAAUCACUUUGUUUUUGGCAUAUCAAAACCAUCAAACAGCUUGAUGGCUGAUCUCAACCCCACUGAUGUUGCUCAUCAUGGAAAAGUGUAGGAAGUCCUGACAAAUCCUUAGCGAUUAAACAUAUGUCCAGUGCAGACAAGGGAGAACAAUGCUUGAUCUGUUAAGAAAGGGAUGUAGAUGUCCCACAGAUAAAUGUUUCAGAUGAGGUGCCUAGCACCCAUUAGAGGAACAGACAUCAAAGCAGAUAUUUUCUACUGCGACUCCUAAGGAAAAGUCUCAAAAAUUGAAACAUCUCAGCAGAAGUCUCUCUUGUUUUAGUUUUAUACAAAAUGUUUCAAUCUUAUGAGACUGUUUCUUCAGCUCAGAAUCAUUCAAACAGAGAUAAAAAGAAACUGAAAGAAAGAGAGAGAGAGAGAGAGAGAGAGAGAGAGAGAGAGAGAGAACUCCUUCACUUUCUUCUGCAGAUCUGAUUCAGAAAUAGAGGUGGCUGGUUUAGACCUUGCUUCCCAAGUUGCUUCAGCUGAAAACUGGGAAACAGAACCUGAAGAAGAUAUUUUUUUUUUGUUGUUGUUCAUUUUCCCCUGUGGAGAAGUUGUCCUUUCCUGAUUCUAUUAGGAGGAUGAAGGACUUGUUUCAAUGGGAGCAUAAAAAGAUCUCUGUAACUCCACAGAAAUAUUGGGCGCAAGCACAUACCCACAAACCAGUGGCUGCACCCCUAGUUACUGCAUUACCACAGGACACUUUUAAUACAGCCAGUUCUUUUCAUGAUAGUCUUUCUGCUGCUCCUAGAAAAGCUCAUACACUCUAGAACGUUCUUCAGUCUUAUAGGUACCUUUUCUCUAAUCCCAGAGCAGACCCUUCAGCUCUAAAGACCUCUGUCUCUAAACACCUGGCAGUGCCUUUGAUAGAUUUAGGAAAAAGGUUAAUACCUCUUCGAUCUUAGUAUUUUAAACUGUCAUUUGUCAGGCCCAUAUGUUCAAAUUCUUUUAGCCUCCUUUGCUAACAUGAAAAAGGCUAUUGCUGAUUUAUCUAGCUCAGUAUUUAAAUCUUCUUUACCAUUGUUGCUUUUCUUAGUCAAUCUGGUUAUCAAACGCUCCUUCAGAUUCUCUUAUGAUGGAUGCUGUUGAUACAAUUUAUAGAGCUACAGCAACGCAAUUAGUCUUGCAUAGGCUUGCAUGGCUACAUACCCAGAAUUUACCUCUAGAUGUAAAAUCUGAAUUUCUUAAUGCCCCCCUGGAUAAAAGGGCUUUGCUCAACACUUCAUCUGUGGAUGUUUUGAAGUUGUUGAUGAAAGGGUAAAACUGAUACAAGGAGAAAAACAAAAUUAUCUAACCCCUGUACCAAAACAUAAUAGAACUUUCCCCUGCAGUCUGUGUUCAUUUUCUUUUCAGAAAACCAUUUAAACAAAGAUAUCAAAAGUCAGUAAAUCAACCUUUUAAGAAGCAAUAGCAAGGAUGUCACAUGAAAAAGGAGGAACCCCUCAGGAAGAUGCUCAGUCAAAGAAAAAUAACUGACUGGCUGACUUGGGGAGUGUGACAUAAUGAUUAAGGACUUUCCCUUACAUAUAGAAGGUACAAGAUUUGAUUCCAGUGUGGAGCAAGAAUUAUUAACUAGGCUUGUAAUAAUCUAUAGACUGAUAGCGUACUAUCUACCUGUGCGACCAACCUCUCCCCACUAUGGCAGUCCUCCCAAACUUUCAAAAAAUCCUUCUUUAUAUCUUUCCUCUAUAAUACCUGGUUAUAACCGAUUAUUAGGUACUUAGAAUCAUCCAAAAUUGCUACAUAUGACAAUAUGAUUCUCACACAGACAGUAAUGUUCCUUUAUUCCAUCUCCAAAACGAAAUCCACCAAUUUUCUCCCAUCAUUGCUCAUAUGAUUUCCCAGGGAGUACUAGAAUAUGAGCUCAUAAUAAAAAAGGAACUGGAUUCUAUUCAAGAAUAUUUCUGGUACACAAUAAGGAGUAAACCUGAAGACCUGUUUUGGAUGUUUUUUUUUUUCUCUGAAUCUCCAUGUCAGGGAUCUGAAGAUCAAAAUGCAUAUUCUAUAACCUCUCUUACUGUUAAUCUGCACUUUUACUUUCUUAAUAAGGUUGGAUCCGAAAGAUGCUUACUACUUUAUACCCCUUCAAAAAACUCUAGACCCAUUUUACUAUUUUCUACUUCUGGUUCACAUGUUCAGUUCUCCUCUUUACCCCUUGGUUUGUUCACAGCACCAAGAGUAUUUGCAAAGUGUCAAGUACCAGUGAUUGCUUGUGCAGAUUACAAGGCAUUCAUACUUUUCCUUACAUGGACAAUUGCUUUAUUUUUGCAAACUCUAUUCAAAAAUGUUAGAAGUUUCUACUCUUGGUCACAUAUCUGUUUUAUAACUGAGGUCUUCAACUCUAUAUGGAAAAGUCAUCUCUCAUUCCUUCCAAGAGGAUGACUUUUCUAGGUUGCCUGCUAGAAACCUUACAAAUGAUGGUAUUCUUGACUCAGGAGAAAGUAACCUUUUUCAAAUAUGAAUUUUUCAAUUUUCUAUUAAGCUCUGCCAUCAGUAAAGUAAUUCUUUGGGAUAGAAGGAUACAUGGCUUCUACAAUUCUCAUUAUUCCUCUAGCUAAAUUAGACAUGAGAAACAUUCAGUAGUUCCUCAAAUCAGCCUGGACUCAACACCAACACUCCUGACUUUCUUAUAAAACAUUUUGUUUGCCAGGAACUUCUCAAGUGGAUACACCAGAUGACUCUGAAUGUGAGGCUUUCAAUCUUUAUUUCAGCCCCUUUCCAGUCUGUAUCUAUGGAAGCUUCAGAUUUUGCACAGGGCGGGACUGUAUUCAGGAGAUCCAAAGUAUAAGGAUGUUGGGAACACAUUUUCAAAAGGAAACACAUAAAAAUCAAAGAAAUUAUGGCAUUGGCAAUUGCUCCCAAGUUGCUGAACCAUUUUUUGAAUCCAGGACACUUAUGGUAAUCAUAGACAACACCACUAGCAUGUGGUACAUAAACAAACAAAGUGGAUUUAGGUCAUAGCUAUGCUAGCCUGAGAACUUACACUACAACACAAACCAUCCUUGCAGGCUAUAUUGCAGAAUACUGUGACAGAAUGUUGGAGCAGAACCAGCCAGAACCCCACAAAUGGAUAUUAUACACAGAAGUCUUCACAGGGAAUUAUCCACCUGUUGGAAGCUCCACAAUAAGAUUGUUUUACUUCCAUUUAAAACAGACCAUUAAAAAAGUCUGCUCCAGCACUCCUUGCAGAAAGAAGACAAAUGCCUUCUCUUUCCCGUGAACAAAAAUGUUCUUUUCUGUCUUUUCCCUUUCCUGUGAACACCAGGGGUCUUUUAAAGAUCCAGAAAGGAUUCUCCAAAGACAGUAUUGGUAACUCUAUUUUGGCAAAAGUGGCCCUUUAUUCUCAUGAAAAUGGCCAAGGGCAAUUAUCACAAGCUUUCCUACAGGAUCAUCUUGCACAGACAAGUGGACUCUUGUUCACCCCACACAGAAAUUCCUUUUGUGACAACAUGGAUGGCAGAAUUUCAGUUCUUCUCAGGCACAUAUUUUCUGAGAACAUUAUGCAGGUAUUACAGAUGGAUAAGAAACCUGAUACUAGGAAAUUAUAUUUGGUCAAAUGGAAGUCAUUUUCUAGCAAGUACCAGAAACAGAAGCAAGUCCUUUUAAAGGCAGACACUCCUUUGGUUCACCAAUAUCUGUGCUAGUUGUUAAAAUUAGACCUUUCUUAUUCUUGUAUCAAGAUUCAUCUUUCAGUAAUUUCUGCUUGUCUGCAUUUAUCUCUAGUUCUUUCUUGUUUACAGUAAAACAGUUUUUGAAAGAGCUACAACAUGUCCAACUUGCUGUAAAACAGGUGACUUGACUCCCUUCAUGGGAUUUUAACUUGAACUCAAAAAACGUACACUUUUUCCUUCUGAACCAGCUCAUAAGGCUGAUUUAAAAUUCCUGACUUGGCAAACGGUGUUACUCAGUCAUCGAAAAACAGCUAGGAGAGUGCCUGAGUUGCAGACUGUUAUGGAAUUCACCUUUACCUUACUUUCGAUAAAGAUAAGGUAUCCUUAAAAAAACAAUCCUUUCUUCAUGCCAAAACGUGUAUCAUAAUUUAUUCUAAGUCAGUCCAUUAAAUUCUCUGUUACUUACCUUCAACCAAAAAAAUAAGUAAUGGAUAUAAAAUCUUGCAUACUCUAACAUAGUCAUUACACUGAUAAAACAAAGGACUUUAGAAAUUCCAGUCUGAGAGGAGACAGCCAGUGGCAACCAUACUGUCUCCAAAUGGUUAUCUAAUGCUAUUCAGUUUUGUUAUUCUCAAUAUUGGAAAGAUCCUUACCAACAAAGACAAGGCUUACUCUACCAGACAAUGGCUACUUCUAGGAAUUUUUGGAAAGUGGUAGACUCUAGAAGUAUUCCAGAUGUGGCAUCUUGGUCAUCUGUACUCACUUUCACUAGGCAUUAUAUCCUUGACUCCUUCUCCGGAACAAGAGCAGGUUUUGCUAGGGCUAUUCUUCUGGGACUAUUGGUCCCCACCUCUUCCUGCUCCUCCUCUCUUACAGUGUAAGCUUUGCUAAUCAUUCCAUAUAGCUUAGGCUACUACAACAGUGAUGUAAUAAUGAGCAUAUUGUACAGUUGUGUAAAUCAACUUAUCAUAGCAGUAGAUGUUUGAAGACGUCACUUUUGCAGUAUUAACACCCUCCAUUCUACCCAUCUUUUGAUCCCUCUAAUGAGUUUUAUUUUUUAUGAGAGCUUUUUCUUCACCCUGAACUAUGAGGCAGAGCGGGGUCUCCCCUUAUCCCUGCUUUUUCCCCUUUCUCCUAGCACAUUACCUGACAUUUUGGACUGUAGCUCUCUCUCCUAAGAGGCAGGAAAGCUCUGAGUUUUGGUGCAUGUACUUCUACUGUUAUAUCAGCAUACCCUCAUUCCUCCUUCAACAUGCAGGAGUAUGGAAGCUUUGCAUACUGACUGGCUGUCUGAUUCUUGGCAGGAUAUGUCUCAUAUAUCUUAGGCUACUGCAACAGUGAUGUACUCAGACUUCUGCUGUUAUGGUAAGUUUACAUACGCAACUGUACUUUCUCUGUCUUAAAAUAAAUUAAAAGAUUUUUAAUGUUAGAAAUUGUGCAAUGGGAUUAUUAAGAGAAUUAUGUCAUAGUCUGGCAUCUCUAAAUUUUGUAAGUACGUAUUUAUCUUUCCAGGUGUGUCACAUCAAUUACUGUAUCCUAUAAAGAGUAAAUCAAAUAACCAAGACUGAUUGUACAAUUUAAUAUUAGUACUGUUUUCCAAAUAUGAUGGUAAUAAACCAUCUCACUGAAUAUUUCAAUAGUGUUUUCAUAAGCAUUAAAGGCAAGUAGCAUGGAUUUUUAGUGAGUGACAGGCAACAGAUGUUAGCUGACAAAUUCAGAUGUGCUUCUGAAGUUCUAUUGCAACCACAAAGCACAAUUUAAAAAAAAAAUCAAAAUGCUUAUUUUGUUUUUUUACUGCAUUAUGAUGCUUUCCAGAUACUUCUAAGAGGAAUUUUCACUGAAUGUGUAUGUUUGCAUUUGUUUACACUAAAAUACAUUAGUUAAAGUGAAGUUUGUAUGUUAAAAUGUUUCAUAUCACACACAGUGUUCUUAAGAUCUUCUGGGGUGUUUUUUAUUGUUUCUCAUGGUAACUACUAUGUACAGUGCUCCCACAUAACUGUUUUGUUUAUAACACAGUGCUACACAAUCCAGUCUACCUCAGUUUGUCCCAUCCAUUGGAAAAAAACUACAAAAGAAUCAUGAGAAUUACCUCCAGUGCAUAUCAGAAACUAUUUCCUGUUGUAUUCAUUCUCAAAACAGCAGCAAAACAGAAAUGUUAAUGUACUUGUAAUCUUGGACAUGCCAAAUUACAUGGUGCUACAUAUUAAACAUAUCUGUGGAGGGUAAAUUUAACAUUUGUGUCUAAAUCUCUUUUAUCUGCUAACAACUCACUAUAUUUAGUAACCACAAUAUUACUCG
Protopterus annectens (West African lungfish) is the source of this 10621-nucleotide messenger RNA. Its product is annotated as leucine-rich repeat and fibronectin type III domain-containing protein 1-like. The transcript is spliced from 3 exons. The coding region runs from base 111 to 2396 and encodes 761 amino acids. Gene Ontology annotation, molecular function: protein binding. Lineage: Eukaryota; Metazoa; Chordata; Ceratodontiformes; Protopteridae. The record is from RefSeq and is a predicted model, not a curated record.